GCUUAAAACUCGCGAGACCUGUACUUGCGUUUGAGUUUUGCUUCAGGGCUUCAUUUUUGUCGAUAUGCUGAUAUCUGAGUAUAAGUUUAGUAAACCGCUAGCAUGUGACCAGCAAUUUUAAGAAAGUUACCACCUGGCGAUAUUUUCAACUAUCAUUCAACUAAUCAUCAGAAUUAUUCGGGUAACUUUUUAGCCACGGUAAUGACAUCCCGUAUUGUUUUGCCCUACUCUUUGUAACUCGGAUGAAGUGACGUUGACCCCACCCUCCGACAGGCGUCAGUGUCUCUGCCGUCUGCCCCGCGGCCCAGCAGCGCGGAGGGCGACCAUUUCCACGCGGGCCGCCAGUUCGCGCGCGGCUUUCCGGACGAGAUGGCCGAGGUAACCCGGGUGGCCGAGCAGAUGGUGGCUGACCGGGGCGCCGGGCCGCGCGGCCGCUCGCUCGCCCAGCUGGCGCUCGUCAGCCCGCUGGCCAGCCUGGUGCGAUCCAAGCCGCAGCUGGUCCGGCCGUCGGCGCAGGCGUCCUCCUCCCGGCCGGCCACCAUGAUGGAGGCCUACAACUUCAUGAGGGGCAUCAUGGACGAGUGCACGCACCUGGCCAACUUCCCCGUGCCGGUGGAUCCCGAGCUGGUGCUCAUCGUACAGGCUCGUGACGACGCGUAUAUCCCUCGGGAGGGUCUGACUAGUCUGACCGAGCUGUGGCCGGGCAGCAAGGUGCGCUUCAUCGACACGGGACACAUCGGCGCCUACCUCUUCAACCAGGACACCUUCAGAGAGGCAAUCGUCGACACGUUUGAAAAGAUGAUAAAGAAGUACGAUCUGAAGGACAUCAGCGAUUAUAUCACGAUGAAGACUGGUGUCAAACAGCAGCAGCAGCAGCCUGCCGAAGAUGAGAAACAGCGGUCUCGUAUCGCGAUGAAGGCUGGUGUCAAACAGCAGCAGCAGCAGCCUGCCGAGGAUGAGAAGCAGCGGCCCCGCGACGCCUCCCAGGUCGGGGCCUAACUGACGCGUCACUGGCGGGGUCGCGCCAGGCUGUGCAAUAUCAACAAACUAGAGCUUAGGACGAGGCAGUAACCCCUCACGCCCCGUGCCGGAGAUUCGAUUCGGUCUGUUGUGUACCGAUUAUGCGCUCAAUUGUGGGUUUGCCAUGCUGAAGUGAUAAUUAGCUAGCAAACAAUUGUGACAGUGUUCACAUGAGUCAGAUUCAGUGCAACUUGGUUGGGCGGCUUGGAAUUUUGCAGUUCAUCCGCUUUAGUCAUUGGUUUACUUACAUGGCUGUACCGUAGACCCCCGUUACACCGGUAUGCGAAGGUCUAUAACUGUAACUUUGUUUGGUGUGAUGUAGGCUCGGGACAAGUUUUUUGUUAUUCAGUUGUACAUGGCGACGGUAGGAUAUAAUCCAUCGUCGUUGCGACAUGCUUCCCUCCGUGCCAGAGCGCAUGAGAAGUCCAGAUAAUAAGGAGUGUUUAUAGCUCCAUGAAUUAGCGGUGGCUGUGGCCCUGUAGGUCGCUCCACGGGCUACUCCUUUCGAUGGCAGUGUUUUACAACUCGAAGCAUUAUAUUGUGUGAUGUUCUGAGUUCAGCUGUGUAACGUGUUCGAGAUGAACAAAACAUACUGCCAUGGCCGCAUUCGGGUUAAUGCUGCUGUUCUGGUAGUACACACAAAACAGUGCAAAUAAUACAAGAACGGUUUCCAAU
This is a messenger RNA of Amphibalanus amphitrite, 1695 nucleotides long. RefSeq lists its product as uncharacterized. The transcript has 4 exons. The coding region runs from base 370 to 999 and encodes 209 amino acids. The record is from RefSeq and is a predicted model, not a curated record. Lineage: Eukaryota; Metazoa; Arthropoda; Thecostraca; Balanomorpha; Balanidae.